CUGAUACACGUGCGCGCUCCCGCGGGCAAGCUGACCUGUUGGAAAUGUUGUGAGGAGCCUGCAAAAUCUGAGCAGUUCCCACAACGUAGAGCUGACAAAAAGUCAACCCAAAAGUCGUGCUGGGAAUUAAGGAAAAAAGCAAAAGGAGGUUGGAUACUUCUUACAUAACCAGUUCACUUCUUUGUAGCAAGCAAUUCCCUGGCUAGGGCAGGAGCUGCCAUGCCAUUUGGUUGUCUGACGCUUGGGGAGAAAAAGGAUUACAACAAUCCCGCUGAAGUCACCGACAAAUAUGACCUGGGACAAGUUGUUAAAUCAGAGGAGUUUUGUGAGAUAUUCCGGGCAAAGGAUAGGAACACGUUGAAAAUGUACACCUGUAAAAAAUUCAACAAAAAGGAUGGCCGAAAUGUGAGGAAAGCGGCCAAGAAUGAAAUUAUGAUCUUAAAGAUGAUAAAACAUCAUAAUAUCCUCCAGCUUGUUGACACUUUUGAAACAAAAAAAGAGUACUUUAUCUUCCUGGAACUAGCAACAGGCAGGGAGGUGUUUGACUGGAUUUUAGAUCAAGGGUACUACUCAGAAAGGGACACCAGCAAUGUGAUGAGGCAGGUGCUUGAGGCCGUAGCGUACCUGCAUUCUCUGAAUAUCGUCCACAGAAAUCUAAAGCUUGAGAACCUAGUUUACUUCAAUCGCUUGAAACACUCCAAAAUUGUUAUCAGUGACUUUCAGCUGGCAAAACUGGAAAACAGACUCAUUAAGGAUCCGUGCGGCACUCCGGAGUAUCUCGCUCCCGAGGUUGUUGGGAGGCAGAGAUAUGGACGGCCUGUAGAUUGCUGGGCGAUAGGGGUCAUCAUGUACAUACUAUUGUCAGGCAACCCACCUUUUUACGAUGACUCAGAUGAAGAUGACCCCGAAAGUCGGGACAAGAACCUCUUCCUGAAAAUUUUGUCAGGGGACUACGAAUUUGACUCGCCUUACUGGGAUGACAUUUCAGAUUCUGCCAAAACCUUAGUGGCGUCUCUGAUGGAGGUGGACCAAGACCAGCGACUGACUGCACAAGAGGCAAUUGCCCAUGAAUGGAUUUCUGGGAAUGCUGCCUCAGAUAAGAACAUCAAAGAUGGUGUUUGUGCACAAAUCGAAAAGAAUUUUGCUAAAGCCAAGUGGAAGAAAGCUGUAAGGGUUACCACCCUUAUGAAGAGGCUCCGAGCAUCAGAGCCGGGGGAUUCAGGUGCUUCUGUAGCUGACGCCGGAACACCUGCAGGCCCCGCUGCUGCUCCAACAGCUGCUGGUGGUGGCCUUGCUGCCAGCCUAAAAGCAGCUCUUAGUGCAAACGCUGCCAACAUACAGACUUCAUCUACUCCAGCGGACCCUCAGCCGAGUACUGCCAGAGAGGAGGACAAGUCAGAGGAACCGUGCAAUGGUGAUGUUCUCUAAAAAAAAUAAUAAAACGAGUGGGAAUUAACGUACACGAAGAAGAAAAUUAAUGAUGACUAACAAGCACAUGAGCAGUACAGUCAAUGUGGUUGGCAUAACCAUGUAGUGUUUAUGUUGUCUGACUAGUCCCUGAUUUAGCCUAUGUUAUGCAUUUCAUAAUUUUUGCCUUCUGUACUGAAUGUUCUGUAGUAUUUGCCACUUCUGUUAUUUUGUGUGCAGCUCCCUUUAAAAAAAAAAAAAACUGUCAAAAUAGCCCCAUUUUUGUUCCCCUUUUGCCCUUUCGACUAACUGUAUGAACGCAAAGUGUAAUUUAGUGAAAUCAAUUUCAUCUUUGGUCCUCAACUGACUAUGUAUAUGUAAAUAGUGUGUACUGUAACUGUCUCAACCAAUUGCUAGUGGUGAGCUUCAGAUUUGAGUUUAUGCUAGAGAGGUUUUAUUUAAAAAAGAAAGACUUACUUCCAAUGUGAAAUUUUAAUUACGGUACUAUGUAAGAAACCUAAUGCAAACAAGAGUAAGCCCUUUAGAAUUUGUCAUCCAUGUGUCGUAACCCUCCCGUUAUGCCAAAAUGACCCAUUUAAAAACUAGCAAGUAAAACAUCAGUAGUUUUGUAUAUGAAAAUUCUGCUUAGCUUAGCUUAGCUAAUCUUAAUCAACAUAUAGACUAUACCUUGUAAUGGUUCACUUGACAUAUUUGCAAUUUAGAACAAUGGCGAGUGAUAAACAAUUACUCAUCCUCAGCAACAACAUAACUGGAGGGUUUAAGUAUUAAGUCAGUUUAUUAUGUCGAUCAAAAUGAUCCUUUUUGUUAAAAGAAAAAACAAUCAGACACCAGAUUAUGUGGCCUUGUGGGUCUUGAGGCUGGAACCCGCAACAGUUACGUGUCUCUGACCUUUUGAACCUCAGGGCUGAAAAUAUAUAAAUAUUAAAACAUCAUAAAAAGGAAAUUAAUCAAAUAAUCAAUAUAGGCAUGCAGCAGAGAAUACAAUUUAUAUUACAAUAAUUCAUGUCAAAUUUGUACACUGUAUCCCCUAUUCACUUGAAUCUCACUGUAGCUACAAUGAAGAAAAUUGUAAAACUUCCACGUGAAUUAACUUAUAACUUGACAGUCAAAUGGCAGCAAGAAAGCUCCCCCCUCCUUUUUUUUUUAGUUAAAGUGCCUUAAUAUUCUUUGCAGUUCUCAAAUGUUUCAAAAGAGACAGCUCAGUUAAAAAUGAUAUUUAUUAUUUCUUUGAAAUGUUUUAGCUGCUUCACUUGCUCUUCUUUUUUAAAGAGUUUUAGACUGCUUUAUUAAUAAAUAUUCUUUUCCCUCUAUUUUACUAGUGUUAUUGGGGCAAUUCUGAAAAGAAAAAAAAUACAUUAUGAGAUUUUAGUCGUAAUCUGACAUCACGUAAAGCUGAUAUAAUGACGUUUCUACAGCAAUUUUAGAAAAAAACAUUUUACCAAAAUUCAAGUCAAAAGUGCAAUAUUUUCAAAACAUAAGAGUUGGGGUUUUUUAUGUUGUAAUUCAUAUACUUUUAUAAGUAAGUUGCAUAAUUUUUUGUUUAUUUUGAGAGUUGUAUAUUUUUUUAACCAAAAAUUUGUAUAUUUUUUUUAAAAUUCAAAUAGUAAUGAGUGUGAAUAAAGUGAAAUAUUUUUCAGAGUAAAGUUGGAGAUAUUUUUUCAUAAAGUCACAGUAAUACGAGUGACCACCCGCGACUUACCCUGAGUGGGAAAAAGCCCUAAAUCACUUAUCCAGGAAAAAAUAAAUGAAAGAAUACCGACAUCAGAUCAUCUAAAAAUGUAUCAGGGCUUCAGUUGUAUCCUUCUUUCACUUCCCUUGGUUAAAUGACUACUUUUGUAAUAUUAUGACUUUAGUCUCGAAAAUAUUUAAUUUUUAUCCUAAAGCAUUUUUUUUUUAAAAUAAAAUAAGUAUAUUAAACUGUAUUGUACUAAAAUUACGUGUUACUUUAAACCCUCACCAAAUGAAAUGAAUAUCGUCAUAAUUAUAUAACAUAUUGAAAAUAUACAGCCUUAUUUAUGUUAUUGAAUUUAAAUCUUGUGAGAUUGCAACUUUAGUCUCAGGAAUAUUAUUUUUUUUCUUUCCAGUAUGCCCCACUGUAACACUGCAGUAUAAAAUUAUAAACAUUUUAUGUAGUGUAGCUUUGUUUUAACUGCUUUGCUAAUGUUGUGCUGUCCAUCGUAGUCAGGUGCUGCUCAUUCAUUCCUGAUGCUGUAUCUCUGUAUUAUCUCUCAUUAUGUAGACGUUCUUGUGUGUGAUCAGACUUUAGCAACCUUUAGCCGAAGAAGUUGCUACAAUGCUUAUGAAAGAAUAAAAUUAGCAAUAUUUAAGUCUGGUUGUGAUGUUAAUCUCACCCACCUUUUCACAUUAUUCAGACACACAGUCAAGACCAGGGGUCCUCAAUUAGCGGACCGCGGUCCACAACUGGACCACGG
Messenger RNA from Corythoichthys intestinalis (scribbled pipefish), 3860 nucleotides. It is a transcript of the gene camkva, whose product is annotated as CaM kinase-like vesicle-associated a. NCBI's taxonomy places the organism in Eukaryota, Metazoa, Chordata, Actinopteri, Syngnathiformes, Syngnathidae. Gene Ontology annotation, molecular function: ATP binding; calmodulin binding; calcium/calmodulin-dependent protein kinase activity. The transcript is spliced from 11 exons. The record is from RefSeq and is a predicted model, not a curated record. Gene Ontology annotation, cellular component: intracellular anatomical structure. Gene Ontology annotation, biological process: peptidyl-serine phosphorylation. The coding region runs from base 220 to 1428 and encodes 402 amino acids.